This is a messenger RNA of Papaver somniferum (opium poppy), 834 nucleotides long. RefSeq lists its product as uncharacterized. The record is from RefSeq and is a predicted model, not a curated record. Bases 1 to 834 code for a protein of 277 amino acids. The transcript has a single exon. Lineage: Eukaryota; Viridiplantae; Streptophyta; Magnoliopsida; Ranunculales; Papaveraceae.
AUGACACAUCCAGAAGGCGCCAGCUCAGACGUGAUAGAGAAUCCAAACAUCCCUCCACUCAACCCUGAAGGCGAGAGGGUAGGAAUAGUAACAGACCCAAUCACACAAAUAAGAAAACCAGGAGCCACUCGCGAAGAAGAAAUGCAUAAGGAGCUAGAAGACCACAUACGCAGGGAGCAAGAAUUGAGAAAGCUCAUGAAGACAGCCAACGCUGCGAAAAGCGCCAAGGAAACAACAGAGAACGCGGAGGAAAAAGAUGAGGAACCUAUAGCUAUGACACAAGAGGCGAUGGCAAGAUACUUGGAGAUGAACUACAGAGUCGUAAAGCAAGAAAACUACAACUUUAUGGCGAGCCCUUACUCUUCUGAAAUCACAGAGUAUCAAUAUCUAGAGGAUUACACAUCACCAAAGUUGAAAGUCUACAACGGCCAGGGUAACGCGAGGGAACACCUCAGCCGAUUCUUAUCCUCUAUGAACGAUCGGGCAACUGAUGGGAAACUAUGUCUCAGAGAAUUUCCAAAGUCAUUAACUGACACAACAUUCUCGUGGUACGAUAACCUGAGGUCGGAAAGCAUCAGCUCCUGGAUAACCAUGUCCACACUCUUCCUCAGAAAAUUCUAUUCAGCAAAAAGGAAAGUCACGACCAUCGACUUGAGCAAGCGUAACCAGCGUGCAAGCGAGGAAAUAGGAAAAUACAUUGUCAGAUUCCGUCUCCUCACUCUAGACUGCCAAGAGGAUGUCAAAGAGGAAGAUCUGGUGGAGAUUUGUGUACGAAGAAUGACUCCAUCCUUCAAGAAAAGUUUAGUCAAUUUCCGUUUUCCCACGUUCGUAUAA